Molecule: messenger RNA, 1868 nt
Organism: Paramecium octaurelia
Lineage: Eukaryota; Ciliophora; Oligohymenophorea; Peniculida; Parameciidae
Source: the annotation of a GenBank genome assembly
AUGCAACCAAAUCCAAAUGAGAACCAAAUGAAAGAGCAAUAAUACAAAGACACACUAAGAAAGCUGAUUUAAGAAUACAGCCAAUUCGCGUCAGAUAUAUUGGAAUAGGAAUAGAAUAAUUAAAAAGCUUGGAUUGAAUCCCAAUUCAAGAUCACUUAAUCAAUGAAUAUAGUUUUUGAAUGUUGUGUGUCAAGACAGAAGGUGAAAGUGCCUGUAAAUAUAAAGUGUAGAUUAUUAGGUUUCUUUUACUCAAUGUAUCAAUAAUAAAAAACAUUUUGAUGAUUACUUUGAUCUAGAGUAGCUGAUAGUUUAUCUUGAUAUUUUGAAGGAUAAGGAAAAGACGCAGGUCAUAUGUCCAUCUUGCAAAGAAAAAAUUAAAAUCCCAAAAUCUGCUAACACCAUAGAUGUUUUAAAAGAAAUUCUUCGACCUCAUAUUUUUAUUUACAAUUUAAGGAAGCAGGUAGGUAUUUAUCCAAAAGAUAUUAUUUAUUACCACAAAUAAAAGUUAAUAAUUCCAUUCUAUAAAGGGAAAUAUUAAACCUACUUUAACUCACACUAUCAUGCAGAGGAUUUUGGGAUUGAGCCCAUCCUUCUUCAAUAACCCAGAGAAGAGAAUUAAUUUAUUUCAAUCUCAAAGAAGCUCAAGGAUUAUACUGGUUGUGAUUUUGUGAAUGUUUGCCUCAUAUCAUAGGUAAGAGUCAACAUACCUGUAAGAGGUACAAAAUGUGUUCAUUAUGAAUCAUAUGACUUAAUCGCUUUGCAUAAACAUUUAUUCGAGUCAGAAUCUAAGAUGAUGAAUUGUACAAUGGAAGGUUGCCAAUCAGUAUUUGAUCUAAGGUCCCCAGAAUCUUUCCAGAUAGAUUUCCAGCUAUUAUAGGCAGGAAGAGAAGGAUUAAGUUUUUCCAUAAACUUUACAUAUCUACCAAAUAUACAGAAGUUGAGCGAGAUGUUGUAUAAUAGACAAAGAGAUGAUAUCAUUAUUUCAUAUAAAGAGGUGAAGUCUUUGGAGGGUAACUUGGAAUAUUUAAAUAAGAUAUAUGAGAUAGCUGAAUCUAUAUUUGUUAAUAAUGAGAACAACAAAAAGUAGACAGAAUCAUUUUUUAAAUUAUAAAAUACCUAGUUACCAAAUAAUGAAGAUUUAUUAGUAAUUUGUCCAAUAACUAAUUAUGGCAUAGAAUUACCAGCCAGAUGUAGAAAUUGUAAAGGUUUUAAAGUGACAGAUUUGCGUUAUUUAGCUUGUAUUUUGAAUUAAGUAAAAAAUGAAAAAGAUGUUGAAGGAGUUAAAAAAGUUUAAAAAGAAUGUCCACUAUGCAAUUCACCAUUCUCUGAUAAAGUUAAACCUCCACUUAAAUUUAUUGAUUAGAUCUACAUCGAUGUUAAGAUGAUGAAAUUCUUCUUAUAAAAUCCAUUUUAUUCAAGAACUGUCAAAGGAUAUAAGCAGUUUUUAAAUUAUUAAUAAAAUAUUGAUGGGUAAGGAUAAGUAAAAGGAUAAUAAAUAAACAUUUAAGAAUCCAAACCUUGGGAAUAUACAAAGAGUAUCUUUAUGUAUAAAUUCAGCUUACUUGUAAUUUUAUCAUUUAUUAUUCUAGUGUAUAUUAACAGAAAAGCGAAUCAAAAUACCAGUAAGAUGCACCAAAUGUACAAAUCAUUAUGAUUGUUUUGAUAAGGAAUCACUUGAAGAAUAUCAGAUGAAGAAAGGAAAUUUGGAAGAAAUUUGUUGUCCAAGAUGCGGAUAAAAAAUUGAAUCCAUCUCUAAUCUCUUUGUUGAUUCAGAUUUAUAUUAAAUACUUUAAAAUCAAGCAGGUGACAUUUAAUCUAGUAACUAUGCAUAUAUACAUGCAAUAGCUAAAAAAUUAACCCCAAUCUGA